Xylaria bambusicola is the source of this 2233-nucleotide messenger RNA. RefSeq lists its product as uncharacterized. NCBI's taxonomy places the organism in Eukaryota, Fungi, Ascomycota, Sordariomycetes, Xylariales, Xylariaceae. The coding region runs from base 340 to 2055 and encodes 571 amino acids. The transcript has 3 exons. The record is from RefSeq and is a predicted model, not a curated record.
UAUACUACCACAAUGCCACUGGCGCGCCUCUAAAUCCCUGUCUAGUUCCAUCUACUACGGCAUAGUCUAGACCUGCUAGAAUGAUCACUUUCCCGCGGCCGAAGGGCGCCGAGAGAAUUAACUUUUUGUCCCCCCAUAUCGGGUAUGCUAUCUUCAGGCAGAUGGUUCUACUCUUGAUUAUUCCCGUCUGCGUCUUACACGUUACCGUCUGUACUAUUUCGUUCGGAAUUUAGAGUUUACGACGGAGACGGAGCUCUCUUUGCCAGGCAAUCAGGAUUAUCUCCGGUGGAUUCCGUAGGUUACCGAAAGCGAUUUCAUAGCCAAGCCAAGUCAGGGGUUAUGGAUAAGUCAAGCACCCGGCACUGGCUGGAUCGCUACGGGAAGGGAUAUCACGCCUGGGUCAGGAAGGGAGACGAAUUCAUCAGACCAUGUGGCUUGUGUGAAUUCAAAUUCGACUGUGACGGCCGCUACUUCGGAGGCAGGGCCGAUGUCAACGGCCUCCUAAAGUUAAAUGUCUCGACCCGACUCUCGGGAGAACAACUCCGGCACCACGUCGUGCUUGCAUUCACGCUGUUGCGUCUGCGACAUUGCUUGCUCGCCGCUAGAACCGAGCUGCGUACCCUCGAGGUCGAGCCUUGGUUUCUGGUGGGAAUUCCCCGUACAUCGGAUGCGGCUAUACGGGACGCGGGCUCGGCCCUCCAGUUCCUAGACCCAGCCGUUGACGGAGUAUCAGACAUGGAUGAUUUCUAUGUCCACGCGCAGAAUGUAGCACGUAUCGUGAAGCCAAGCGAAGCCAUGGCUCGAGUAUUCGUGCUACCGAGGAAAGGGGAGGGUAAUAUACAAGCGCUACAAUUCCUGUUUGUGAUGGCUCAUCAAAUCACCGAUGGUUUGUCUUCUAUGAAUUGGAUGGCCGAUUUCGUACGCAUCCUUAACAUGCCCACGGAAGAACUCCGCCGGGAGAUCGAAAUGGCGAUUUCGCCCGAGUCGAUACGAGCAAAGUUACCUCCAGCCCAGGAAGACCUAUACGCUCCCGUGGCCGCAACCACGGCUCGGGAGAGAUGGUUCUGGGCGAUUACACUCAUACUGCGGCACGUGGAAAAGCCGAUGCCUGCAGCAUUCCCGAAUCCGCUGCACCGGGAUACCCGACUAUCUAAGCCACGUCCUUUCGCUCUCAAAUACCCCAAUGCUCUGGAUUACUCCCAGACCCCUCCCCUUAAUACUUUCUACGUCAGACUACAGCUCUCCCCAGCCGCAAGUAAACGCCUAUAUCGCUUAUGCAAGGAAGCGAAAGCCAGCAUCGGAGCCGGUGGCUUCGUGCUCGUAGGAAUGGCCAUGAUGGCGAUCCACGAAGAGCGAUUCCCUAACAAGCCGGACGCCGCACGGCGUCCCUUCGUCGGCAGCUUCCCUCUUAAUCCCCGCGUAUUCUUCGGCGCCAAGAAUAUCCUGGAGAGUGUGAUGCUGGCCUUUUCCAAGGGCAUCGUCCUGCCUUUUCUCCCAUCACACCUCGACGUAGAGGGUAGGUUUAGGCUCCUCGUUCGUCAGGCGAGUAGACAGCUUUCUGCAUACCAGAAAAGAGUCAAACUGCACAAUGACAACGAAGCCGUGUCGUAUAUGGGAAUCAAAGGCCCAGGUCGACUCCUCGCGACAAACUACAUCGAUGGCAUAGAGAGGUUGCGAGACACCUUGCCCCCUCGGCUGAAAGAUGCCCUACCACCGCCGCAGGGCGAAUAUGUAGUGCCGUCGUGGGCGGUCAGUAGAGCGACAUGUGGUGUCAGUAGUAUUGGCGCCAUCGACUGGUCCGCUUCAAAGCAUGACUUGGGCGCCGACCCUGGCGAGGAGAAUGUCGUAGCUAGCAUCGAGCGCUUCACCUCAGGCGUCCGUGUGCGUGAGACCGAAUUUCUCGUCGGCACCUGGAGCGAGGAUGGCAUCAUUGGCGCCGGUGUUAGCUUUGAUGGGAACUUCAUCGACGAGGACAGUGUGCAAUUGUGGGUUGAGAAGAUGAAGUCGAUAUUAGAUGUGUCAGAUGAUACGUCGAGCUUGAGAUCCCGUCUCUGAAGCUCCUAACGUAACUGUAUUUCUUCUAUUCGUGUGUAAAUAUACCCAAUUAUAAAUACGACUCUAUACAUUAUUAUCAUGCAAAGUUGCUAACAACACCCCGAUACCUUUUCAAGGACAAUAAGCCUCUUGUGGCUCACCUGAAGCCAGAUCUUCACCCAUCUUUCGAAGUCGAUCU